AGUCGCUGCCCGCAGCCCCGCCGCGUUCCCUAGGGUGCUGAGGGCCAUGGACGGCUACUACGGCUUCCUGGCGCUGCUGGUGUCGGCGUUGCUCGUGGGCUUCCUGGCCGUGCUCUUCACCCUCGUCUGGGUCCUGCAUUUCCGCGAGGGGCUCGGCUGGGACGGCACCGCGCUCGAGUUCAACUGGCACCCGGUGCUCCUGGUCACCGGCUUCGUCUUCAUCCAGGGCAUCGCCAUCAUCGUGUAUAGACUGCCAUGGACCUGGAAAUGCAGCAAGCUCCUGAUGAAAUCCAUCCACGCGGGCUUAAAUGCCAUUGCAGCCAUUCUUGCCAUUAUCUCACUGGUGGCCGUGUUUGAUUUCCACAAUGCCAAGAAAAUACCCAAUAUGUACAGUCUGCACAGCUGGAUUGGGCUGACUGCUGUCGUGUACUACAUCUUACAGCUUCUCCUAGGUUUUCUCAUCUUUCUGCUCCCCUGGGCCCCGCCUUCGCUCCGAGAAUUUCUCAUGCCCAUCCACGUCUAUUCAGGACUUGUCAUCUUUGGAACAGUGAUUGCAACAGUGCUUAUGGGAGUGACUGAGAAACUGAUUUUUUCCCUGAAAGCCCCUGCAUACAGUUCUUUUCCACCUGAAGGCAUUUUCACAAAUGUUCUUGGCCUUCUGGUUCUGGUGUUCGGUGCCCUCAUUUUCUGGAUCGUCACUAGGCCUCAGUGGAAACGUCCUAAGGAACCAAAUUCAGUCCUUCUUCGUUCAAACGGAGGUGCCGCAGAGGGAGCAGAGGGCUCCUUGGCAAUCAACCUCAGCAAUGCUGAUAGGGCAGAUUCUGAGUUAAACAGUGAAGCUGCAGCUCGGAAAAGAAACUUCACCCUGGAUGAAACUGGCCAGAGAUCCACCAUGUAAAGUGUUGUAGAGAUGUAAGCCUAGAAGGUUCCUAGAAAAACUGACUCUACAGCUUAACUUCUCCGACUGGGAGAGGUCAAUGUUUGUUUUAUUUUGUUAUGUUUUAGUUCAGUUUGGUAACAUUCAAGAUUUACAAAAAAAAAUUAAAAAUAAAAAGAACAGAUAUUCUCAAAAACUCUACUCCAAAAAGACAUGCACUCUCCUAUAAUCAUUGCAACAAUAGCCCAAAUCUGGAAACAACUCAAGGGUCUAAGAACAGAUAAACUUUGAUACAUGUACUAGUGGAAUACCACUAGGCUAUAAGAAAUGAGAAAAUCAUGCAAUUUGUUGCCACGAGGAUGGAACUGGAGGGGAUCUGCUGAGUGAAAUCAACCAGAAGAGGGACAGAAUAAGAAAUGAUGAUCUCUCGGGUGUGGCAUGUAAAGAAGCUGAGUAAGGGAAUAACAAACGGGCCAAGGCAACAGAACCUAAGAACUGGUCUUUUUCUUACCUUGGCAGGGAGGUAGGUAGGGAGCAAAAGUUGAAGUGGGGAUCCUGAGGUAGUAGUGGAGAAAGGGGUCACUGGUGGAGAAAAUGUUUGUGGUGCUGAUACAUUGUAUGCAUGACUCUGUAUCAUUAAUGGUAUCCUAAAUCACAACAAGCUCAGAGCAUAUUUAUGUUGCCAGGCAUCAAGGAAGGUAGACUCAAGUAAAGAAUGUUUCUACCUACCUUUCUGCUACACCCACCUUGGCAACCAGCACUCUGGAAAAUGCCUUGAUCAGGUCACUCCUAAGCUCAGCACAGGCGUUGUGGGUCUGUCAUCCUUCCCCUAGAGAAAAGAAUUUCAGGAGAGCACUAAAUAGUGAAGCAAGGUAGUUUUUAUGGAAUGAAACUUGCUUAGAAAGGUGUGUAGAGACAAAGAAGAAAUAUAUGCCAAAGAGGGAAUGGAGGACUCUUGCCUUGUGCACAACAGACCUGGGUUCAAUCCCCGUAUGAUUUCCCUGACACUUCCAGGAGUGAUCUCUGAGCCAGGAGUAAGCCCUGAGCACCACUGGGUGUGACCUAAAAACAAGAGACUGAGAUGUCCAGUCUUCCCACUGCUGCCACUCCCUUCUCUUCAGCUGCUUUGAGCUUAGAUUGUCCAGAGAAACCAAGGUUUCUGUUAGAGCAUUUUGGUCCUGUGAUUGGGCCACCGGCAAUCAAAGAGAUUGUUUCUGAUAGGACUGGAAAGUAGUUUCUAAAACUUCUCUUAGUCCCAGGGCGUCA
Sorex fumeus (smoky shrew) is the source of this 2143-nucleotide messenger RNA. RefSeq names its product plasma membrane ascorbate-dependent reductase CYBRD1. The coding region runs from base 47 to 898 and encodes 283 amino acids. Gene Ontology annotation, cellular component: lysosomal membrane. The record is from RefSeq and is a predicted model, not a curated record. The transcript is spliced from 4 exons. NCBI's taxonomy places the organism in Eukaryota, Metazoa, Chordata, Mammalia, Eulipotyphla, Soricidae. Gene Ontology annotation, molecular function: oxidoreductase activity.